UUCCGUGCUUCGCAAGGCACGCUAAGUCGUUGGUCCCGGCUGCAUUUGUAGUCGUUAAUAGCUUCCAAUCUACAUUUGGCUAGCGUGAAGAGGCAUGGCCCAUCCUCUUUAACCAUCUAUAAAGGAGGCCAUAACCUCUGCAGUGGGGACAUAAUAGAGCUGAUGAUGAUCUUAUGAAAGUUGGUUAACGACCGUACCGUAGACCGAGCGCGCUAGCUCCUGCGCCAUCGAGCUCCUCGUUUCAUAAUUCAUUCGAUUCAUCUAAUUCUUUAGAACAUGAACGAGGGUGCCGGUUGUGACGCUCACGGUAGAUCAGGUCUACUCACCACCUAUAUACAGUACCAGGCGUCGAUACCGAGACCAUCCCUCACAGAUACAGACAUCGGCUUGCCGCUACCCCCCUCCGUGUUAACGGACAGUACUUGCAAGAUUCUACACGAAGAGUUGGCGCUCCAAUGGGUUGUAGCCAGCGGCGCCACGAGAGACCUCGCUAUGCAAAACUCAUGGGCUCUAUUCGAGUUGAUGGUGAAGUCUAUGGUGGAGUACCUGUACUGGAGCGGCGCGCACGAGGCACCGCGCAAGGCUCGCUUCCCCGACCAGUUCACCGACGAUCUCACCACGCUAGUCAACAACGUCACAUCCGAGAUCAUCUCUGGGUCGGUGACAUUCAAAUAAAUAUUAAAAUAUUACGUUCGGCUUAAUUAUCAAUAUUUCAGAAUACUGUUUCGAAUGAUUUAGAAAAUAU
Molecule: messenger RNA, 745 nt
Organism: Diatraea saccharalis (sugarcane borer)
Lineage: Eukaryota; Metazoa; Arthropoda; Insecta; Lepidoptera; Crambidae
Source: the annotation of a GenBank genome assembly